Molecule: messenger RNA, 477 nt
Organism: Ylistrum balloti
Lineage: Eukaryota; Metazoa; Mollusca; Bivalvia; Pectinida; Pectinidae
Exons: 4
Coding region: 1-477 (158 amino acids)
Biological process (GO): negative regulation of membrane protein ectodomain proteolysis; negative regulation of endopeptidase activity
Cellular component (GO): extracellular matrix
Molecular function (GO): protease binding; metalloendopeptidase inhibitor activity
Source: RefSeq, a predicted model, not a curated record
AUGGAAAUGAAGUGUUUGAUCUUCGCAUGUUUGACAUUAGCUGCAAUCUUUGUUCAACAAACACUUUCCUGCUCCUGUUAUCCGGCACCUAACUUUCCUGAUCGUUAUUGCAGUUCAGGAUUCGUUUUUCGAGGAAAAGUUGAAAAUGAAACACUCGAUCGGAAAGGUUAUUUAGGAUUUCAAGACAAAUACGUAUACACAGUGAAAGUUGAGAAGGUGUACAAAUCUACGGAGCUGGCAAAAGAGAAAGUCGAUGGAAAUAGUAUGGUGCAGCUUGAAACCCCAAAAUUUGGGUCUCUGUGUGGACGACCUCUCAUGCCUGGCGCAGAGUACCUUAUUUCAGUCACCCCAUACAUGAUCGCUCGUAAUUCUGACGUCAUGGGUAUCAAUAUGUGUGAAUGGAUCGAGGAAUAUAGCCGGAUAUCUCCUGCAGACCUACAAGCACUUGACGAUGAGUUUGAAUGCAUACUCGACUAA